CAGCAAAAAAGUUUGCAGCAAAACAGAGCGAAGAAAAAACUCGAGCUUUCCAUCGUGAGAAAUUCAUAUUAAAAAAAAAAAAACAGAAACAUAAAAAAAUGCUUCUUCGUAGCGCUUCUACUCCGAUACUGAACUCCUGGAUCCCACACUCCAAAGAUCCGCAGCCACCGCCGGUGGAGCCCGAGUUCUUCCCCCGGCAUUCACUCGCGAAAACCCGAUCCGUUUCGCUCACCGCCUCGCCUCCGACUCUCAUCCCUUCGCCUUCUUCCUCGUCUCCCCACGGGAUGACGAGAGCGCUCUCGGAGACGGAUAUGAGGAACCUUUCGCCGGUGGUGCCGAGGAGGAAGCCGGUGAACACGGUCUUUGUCGAGGGAGAGGAGGAGACGGAAGAAUUGGGCGGUGGGUUCUUCCUGGGAUCAAAUGGGUUGGGAGAGGAUUGUGCUGCGGAUGGUGGGUUGGCCACGCUUUUGGUAGGCGGCGGCGGGAGGAUUGGCGGCGGAGGCGGCGGUGGAAGCUCCAACGGUGGCGGAAGAGAUGGGAAUUCGGAGUUCUGGGAUUCGAAUUACAAGACGGAGGUGUAUUACGAGACGAUGAUCGAUGCGAAUCCCGGGAAUUCGCUUCUUCUUGGCAAUUAUGCCAAGUUUCUGAAAGAGGUUCGUCAGGAUUUCGUGAAAGCGGAAGAGUACUGCGGGAGAGCAAUCCUGGCUAAUCCGAACGACGGCGAUGUUCUUUCGAUGUACGCGGAUUUGAUAUGGCAGAGCCAUAAGGACUCUUCUCGAGCUGAAAGUUACUUCGAUCGAGCUGUCAAAGCUGCUCCUGAUGAUUGCUAUGUUCUUGCUUCAUAUGCUCAUUUCCUUUGGGAUUCCGAAGAAGAAGAAGAGGAAGAAGAACAAAGGGGAGUGGAUUUGAUUCCAGAGAUGAACAAAUUGUCACCACCAAAUUAUUUCCAUGGAAUUCCACCUCUCCCUCCUCCAAUAGCUGCUGCUUCUUGAAAAAGCUUGAAUCUUUGGCCAGAAAAUCUUGUAACAUAGCGCUUCAGAUUUCAUAGCAUCUAAAGUUCUAACCCGCCACCCUUUUGUUUAUAGCCCCUUCGCCCUUUUUGUUAACACUUUUGGCUUUUCUUAUUUCAAUCACUGCUAGUACCUCUCUUGUAGAAUCGUAAUAAGAAAUGGAAUGAGUCUAUUUUGGCUUACUCGGUCUCUCUUUUUCUCAAUCUCUCUUUCUCUGUGUGUAUAUGUGAAUAUUCCAUAGACAAGGGGACAAAAAUGAUCUCUUCCUGCUGCAAAAGGUAAAGGCCAUCCCUUGCGGAUGCCAAAAGGCAUAGAUCCUUUGUUUGCUCAAGCAGCCUCUUUUCCACGCAGCUUAACGAAGGUUUUUCAUCAUCUUCCAUGGAGCUUAAUGAAGGCUUUGUUCAGUGUUUUUCAUACUGUAUUGUGUUGCGUAUUCAUGCUAGUUAGAUCAGGU
Messenger RNA from Linum tenue, 1464 nucleotides. NCBI's taxonomy places the organism in Eukaryota, Viridiplantae, Streptophyta, Magnoliopsida, Malpighiales, Linaceae. The record is from the annotation of a GenBank genome assembly.